AGAGGAGGAGUGUGUUUAAAAUCUCUGCUGACAUCCUACUUAGACUUAAGGUGCUGUCUGUUUAGCAGCCGGGUCCAGACCGGAGCCACGCAGGACACACACGGUCUGUUUUCCCUCUGGCAGGAUAAAUUGGAAGACGAGAGCGAUGUACCGAUCCUCUGUCCUGGAGAACAAGGAGCUGGUGGCUCUGUACGGAGCAGAAGGAAACCAUUGCUUUGCCAAGGAUGAGGACUUUAUCAGUGAGGAGUGCGAUCUGGAUUGCGAGUGCAGCGAGGAUGGAAAAGGCGGCAGAGGCAUUCGCAGCUCGGUCUCCCUGGAAAUCUACGGCCUGCAGAGGGAGGAGCGGGUUCGUUUCUCCAACCAGGACUACUGCAUGAGGCUGGAGGCCCUGAAGAACGCUCACCUGAGGAACGUGGCUGAGCUGGAGAGGAUGUACGUCAGCCAGGGCAAGGACCGGCCCACUGUGGAGGAUGAGGGGAGUCUCAGGAGAUGGAGGAACAAAGAGGAAAGACAGUCCUUCAGUGGGCCUAGCAGGAGACUACAGAGGAUCAAUUCCCAGGAGGAACUGGACUUCCAUGAGACUUCAAGUGGGUCUGAUCAAUCAGAAGUCUGCGGAGAGGACGGCAUGGGGGAACUGGGCUGGACUCCCAGCCAUGGAGGACCUUUUGCGAGAGACACCGUGGCGAGCCCAGAUCAACGGAGAGCCCAGAAGCACUACAGGUUCAAGCCGAAGACAUCCUGUCUCAAACCUCAGGGAAGAGCGUCCUGUCAGAGCGGUGCCAGGGUCCGGUCCAACAAGGUCACUGUGCCCAAACCCUUCCAGAUGAUGCUGAGGGAGGAGGAGAGGAAGAGGCACAAGGUGCGGACGCGCUCGGAGCUGGAGCUGGAGAACACGCUGCUGAGACAGGAGCUGGAGGAGCUCCGAGAAUGCCAGAAAAAGUUCAGAGCAUCUCCUGCCCCAGCACACAUCCACGUGCCUCUUUAUGAAAUGAUCAGCCGCCGCCACAGGGGCCGAAGUACUAACGUCCGUGAAAGCUGCAAGGCACCUGCCGGCGUCUCGCCGCAGCCUUUCCACUUCUUGGAAAGAGAGAGGAGGAAGAGGGAGGCCAAGAUCAUCGCAGAGCUGGGGAACUUUGGGCGGAAGGAGGAGCGGCAGGCCUUCAAGGCCAGGGCCAUGCCCAGCUCGGUGUACGGCACCAGGAGCAGAGCAGACAGCAAGAGCAGCCAGCACCAACCUGACACCUUCUGCAUGCUGGAGAGGGAGGUCACCGACGGCCAAAGUGAUCAAAGCUCUGACUUGGAGGACAUCCGACAGUUGGACACCUCUCCUGACUCCAACAUGUCUCGGAGAAGUUCCUCCUCCAAGUCAGUGAAGAAGCAAAUAGAGCUGUCCAUUGAGAUGGUGAAGGAGAGGAAGUGGUCCUAUGUGGACCCGCUCAUGAACAUCUGCUCAUCUCUGCAGCCGGGGGGAUCAGAACCUCUCCUCAGCAACACAACCGACUACAUAAGUGUGUGAGAGCUCUGCUCAUAGUGCAGAGGGAGAAGUGGAAAAAUGUGCAACAGUAGUAGCUACAGUACAGUUUUGGUGUUAUCUUGAUUACACAUUUCUGCAGUUACAUGAUUAUCAAACAGUGGUAGCUGUUUAAAAUGCUAUGCAUAGACCGCUCUGUCUUGUGAGUAUUGUGUGUUCUGACCUAAAUAAAUGCAGAGAUCAUUUAAUGGCUCUGAAGUUUGUUUAUUUUUUUAUUUCAGUGUUUUUUUUUUAAGGAUAAAACACCCUCAAAUAAUCUUCUCAAAGCCGCUUAACAGUUUUGAUUGGGGGGGGGGGCAAAGCAUUCUUGAUGGGCCCUUGUGGCCUAAACAUCCCCGUUAAAACAUGAUCGCUAAAAAAAAAAUGCCACAGACCAGCCUCUCUGACACACAACCACAGCACGCAGCACACGGUCAGUCAUUAUGUCAAACCUAAUUAUAAGCCUAAUGCAGACUUUAAGAUAUAGGUAUCAAACUGGAGAUAAAAAUCAAAUGACAUCCAGUGAUUUUGGAUUCAAUACAGCGGAGUAGCACAAUUCAAACACAUGUGUUCAACCUACACCUACCCCCCCC
Molecule: messenger RNA, 2103 nt
Organism: Cololabis saira (Pacific saury)
Lineage: Eukaryota; Metazoa; Chordata; Actinopteri; Beloniformes; Belonidae
Product: protein FAM161A-like
Exons: 4
Coding region: 146-1516 (456 amino acids)
Biological process (GO): cilium organization
Cellular component (GO): cilium
Source: RefSeq, a predicted model, not a curated record